Messenger RNA from Staurois parvus, 1596 nucleotides. Lineage: Eukaryota; Metazoa; Chordata; Amphibia; Anura; Ranidae. The record is from the annotation of a GenBank genome assembly.
UUGCCAACCAACACAUGUCGGCUUCCGUACGCAUUAUGUGGUUGUCUAUUUAGUAUAAUAAUGCUUGGGAUAAGUUUACGUGAGGCAGCUGCUGCCUUGAGGCGUGGACAACUAAGCCCUGUAGAACUGUGCCAGAAGUGUCUGUCGUCCAUCAAGGAAACCAGAUUUCUUAAUGCCUACAUAAAUGUAACUGAAGAAGUUGCUCUUAAACAAGCCGCUGAGGCAGAAAAAACGCUUCAGACAAGGCAAGCCCCUUGGGGAAUUAGACGGUAUCCCAGUUGCAGUUAAAGACAACUUUAGCACUGCCAAUAUAGAGACAACAUGUGCAUCACAAAUGCUUAAAGGUUACAUUCCACCCUAUAAUGCCACCGUUGUGCAGAAACUACUUGAUCAAGGAGCAGUACUUAUGGAAAAACUAACCUUGAUGAAUUUGCUAUGGGGUCUGGAAGUACUGAUGGCAUAUUUGGUCCAGUAAAAAAUCCAUGGAGUGCCAUUGAUGACGAUUCUGAUUGGGUUAUUACAGGAGGAAGUUCAGGGGGAAGUGCUGUGGCUGUGUCUUGUGGAACAUGCAGUGUGGCUCUGGGAUCAGAUACUGGAGGGUCCACCCGUAACCCAGCAUCACACUGUGGAGUAGUGGGUUUGAAACCCACAUAUGGGCUUGUUUCUCGUCAUGGCCUUAUUCCCUUGGUAAACUCUAUGGAUGUUCCUGGAAUAUUGACCAGAUAUGUGGAUGAUGCUGCAACAGUGCUUGGUGUGCUAGCUGGACAUGAUCCUCUUGACUCCACAACGAUCCAAAAUCCCUUUCAAACAUUUACACUUCCAGAUGUGAUAGAUGUAACCAAUCUUUGUGUAGGGAUUCCAAAGGAAUACCAUGCCCCUGGCUUAUCUACAGAAACACUGUCACUUUGGUCAAAAACUGCAGAUUUGCUAGAAGAUGCUGGAGCCAAAGUAGUUGAAGUUUCGCUUCCUCAUACUCGCUACUCCAUUGUGUGUUAUCAUGUGCUGUGUACAGCUGACGUAGCAUCCAAUAUGGCUCGGUUUGAUGGACUAGAAUAUGGGCACCGCUCAGAUGUAGAAGACUCAACAGAAGCCAUGUACUCUGCUACAAGACGGGAAGGUUUUAAUGACGUUGUGAGAGGAAGAAUAUUGUCUGGGAAUUUCUUUCUUCUGAAACAGAACUAUGAAAAGUAUUUUCUGAAGGCUCAGAGAGUGCGACGACUAAUAGCAGAUGACUUUAAAAAGGUUUUUCGAUCUGGUGUGGAUGUUUUACUUACUCCUACUACAUUAGGAGAUGCAACUCUUUACCUGGACUUUAUCGGGGAGGACAACCGAACACGAAGUGCAGAGGAGGAUGUCUUCACACAAUGUGCCAACAUGGCUGGUAUUCCAGCUAUAACCGUUCCAGCAGGCCUUUCUGUAAGAGGAUUACCACUUGGCCUUCAAUUCAUAGGACAAGCAUUCUGUGAACAGCAGCUCCUCAGUGUUGCUAAAUGGUUUGAGAAGCAGACGAACUUCUGCCCCAUAGAGUUUUAUAGACAUUUAGAAAAUAUGAAAGUUCUUCAAAGAAAUAGUAAAUUGGCUUCUUCAUUACAGUAG